Molecule: messenger RNA, 6126 nt
Organism: Syngnathus typhle (broad-nosed pipefish)
Lineage: Eukaryota; Metazoa; Chordata; Actinopteri; Syngnathiformes; Syngnathidae
Product: ankyrin repeat domain-containing protein 26-like
Exons: 28
Coding region: 1739-5803 (1354 amino acids)
Molecular function (GO): protein binding
Source: RefSeq, a predicted model, not a curated record
UGCACCAGAUUUUUUUUUUUUUUCAAAAUGGAAUAGCUGCUAAUGAUGUUAGAUGAAGCUCAAAAUAAUUGCUUGAACUAUUUUGAUGGGCACUUUAUGGAUUGUGCAUAUAUAGAGCAGACUUUUCAAUACAUUACAACUUGCUCGUCGUACAAUGGAACACAGGUGGAGGUUCCAUACAAGAAUAAAUGAUGCAUGAUUUAUGGGGUGACGGUAGCUUCUCCCCUAAUUGCAUAUCCAAUACCCUUCACCGCUUCUAAUUAGAGGAUCUGAUGUGCUUUAAAUGAUAGAGACGCAAAAACUUUACAAAGCUCAAAUAAAGCAGUGACAUCAUCUUCAUUAUGUCGUUGGAACCUCCCCCAAGGCCGCCGCCCCCAAGUCGGGGAAACAUUGCUUUUUCUGAACACAAUAUUCACAAUCUAAUUACAAUGUAUAUCUGCGAUUAGAAAUACUUUAGUCCCCCAUGUGGAUUUCUACUUGCUGGCUUGCAAAUUAAUUUUGAUGUUUCUUGCCAUUCAUUACGAAGGGAGCAAGGGAGGAGCCUGAGAAGAAAAUGUCCUUACAAAGACAAUGACGACUGGAGUACCAAAGUCGAGCUGUUCACAAUAUCACAUGAUAGUUUGGCUUGCUCUAAUGGUGUAAAUAUUACACGUUGGAUUAUUCUAAUUGCUUAUUUGCAUGGCUGCGCGAUGCACUAAUUAUAUUUUGCAAGAACUGAAAAUUAUUGAUAAGGUAUCAGCUCUGGAGCGAACAUGUAAUGUUUCCUUUUUUUUGUCAAUGUCUUUGUCUUAUGUGCUCCUGCUACAAAAUUAAUUUCAAUUUCAGGGACAAUAAUGAGAUUCUGAUGCUGGAUGGAAAAAGAAUGAUAUGGCAUUGCCUCGAACAUUUAUCAUGCAUUAUUUCUGGGGUUUGCAAUGAUGGGUUUUAAUGUUUCAAAUGGUGCUCUAACAAUUAUUUGUCAUUCUGACAGCGUCUCUGCACUUCACGUGCAUUUGCGAACCACCAUUUAUUGUUUGUGCCUUCUUUGUUUUUAUUUAGUGUCGUUUACUUGUAUGUCUAUCGUGUACUGUGUCUCGUCACCGUGGGAUAGAGGAAACGUAAUUUCGGUUUCUUUGUGUGUCUUGACAUGUGAAGAGAUUGACAAUAAAGCAGACUUUGACUUUGAUCGUAAUAUUUUCUAGACAAACACUGCCACCUAGCGGUUACUUAUGGAAACUCAAACCAACUACAAGAACAUGCACAACAACGCCACACCGUUAUUUGUGUACUUUUUAUUUUGCAGCUUUCAGUCGUCGAGCAUGAUAAAUUGUCUACGCACACUUUCCGCCUUCUUUUCUUUUCAAAAUGUGGCGUUUAAAAACUUCAUUAGGUGGAGAACUGAAAAUCAUUUCUCUGCUUUGAGGCGUGCAGUAAAGCAGCUUGACAGCAUUGAGCGGUCAGCUUGAUUUUUAGACUUCUCUGUUUGAAUAUGUGAAGUGUCAGUCGAAAGAUGUGAGAUACAUUACUUCAACGCGAGUUAUAUUUUACAUUUCAGGUAAGUUUAUGGAAACUCAUUGCUGCCACAAUAGCGGGUAAAAAAAGUUCAACAUCACGUUGUUGCAUUCGGCGUCACAAAACGAAGCAAUUAUUUCAGAUACAAAAACUACAGUUACCAAGACGAAUGUGCGACUUUUCUGGAAUAAGGAGUUUUUAAUUCUACAUCAAUUAGGCCACGUUGCUACGCUCCUGCUGUGUUAAGAUGAAGAAAGUAUUUGCCAGUUUCUCAAGUAAGAUGCGAUCAUCAAGUAGUGCUUCAGACAGUGGUAGCCCAGCCACUGCUGGUGCUGGCUACAAGGUGAAUAGCAGGAAAAUGGAAAAGUUCCACAAGGCUGCCUGGCUGGGUGACGUCACCAAGCUGCGGGGGCAUGCCAUGUGUGAUAUUAAUAAGGUGGACGAGCACAACAGGACUGCCCUUCAUUUGGCCUGCGCCAAUGGACAUGCUGAGGUGGUGGAAUUCCUCUUAGGGAUACAAGCCGACGUUAAUCUGCGCGACAACCACAGGAGGACUCCCUUGAUGAAGGCAGUGCAAUGCCAGAGUGAUCUGUGUGUGAACCUUCUGCUGGACAACAAAGCUGACCCCAACUUGACGGAUGUCGACGGAAACACAGCUUUACAUUUGGCGGCCAAUAUCCCCUCUCUCUCUUGUGUCAUCAUGCUCGUGAAGAAAGACGCUGACCUCAAUGUCAAAAAUCUGAAAGGCCUUUCACCCCUGACCUUGACAGUCCGAGGAGACCACGUCGCGGUGGCCGAGUAUCUGUUGAGGAAAGGCGCUGAUGUUAAUAUUUUGGACAAACACCAAAGGUCACCGUUAAUGAUAGCCGCUGGCAAUGGACACAUGGACAUGGUGCAGAUGCUUUUAUCCUUUAAAGCAGAUUUUACACUGAAAGAUAACAAGCGACUGUCGGCAAAGGACUACGCUGUUGAGAGCGGUCAUCGAGCCUGCGCCCUCCUUAUUAGUGAGCAAGCCAACCCUGUGGCGGGGUCCCCGGCAACUCCAUUUGUGCGUGACGAGAUCGUCAAAUUACAGCAAGUCAACCUUGCUGAAGCCCUGGAGACUUGUGGAGGACCAUCCACUAGCAAAGAUGGCUUCCAUUCGCCUUUUAGUGAAUUUGCCAGAGCUGGACAUGCUAUAAAAGAGAAAUUUCAACCAAAAGAGACAGACAAGAACAAAUGGCUUUUGAGCAAAUGUGAAGAAGAGAGCUUGGAAAAGCUUGAAUUGACGGAAGAACGUGGUUUUGGACAAUUUGACUGCAAGGAAGCCUUAGACAACUCAAGCAUUUCCAGUCCUGAAAGUCUGCCUGGAUGCGAAAAUGACCUUAAGCUUGAGGACGUCCAAGAAUGCUUCAAUUCAUCUCUUGAAGAAGAUGUUUUUUAUGUGCCUCCAAAGGCGCCCUUUGCGCUACCAAAACCAAUCAAUCCGGAUGACAAAAAACCCGUCGCAUCUCCGAGAUCACUCGUACGUCACCAUUCCCCAAAAGUGAUUCUUCAGGAGAGUGACGAAUCCGAUUGGGACGACGACAGUUUGAUUUCAUUUUGUGACCGGACCCAAAAGGACAAACGGCCGCUUGAGGAAGCAGUUGGGCGAGGCUCCCCCGAAGUCUCAACGACGUGUGACGGCAAACCGGGUUUUCAUUCUGUUGAGCAGCGGCAAAAGACGGCGACAGCGUUACCCGAGACCUGUAAUGAGAGUCUGAGCGACCGAGAGGAGGAGAAAUCCGUUUCAAGUCAUGUUCAAAGUUCUCGGGAGAAGUUCAACGCGCCCGUUUGUUCCGUUCGCCAAGCCUGCCGCUCAGAGUCCGGAUCAGACGACUCUGUGGCGGAGUCUCCUGGCUGCCCCCUGAAAAAUAACAAGAUUGCAGAGCGUCAGUCGCCUGCUCGUGAGAACAUCAUCGUGCUUGGAGAAGCAGAAGAGUCAUCUCAGAAUGAGGCGCCUCAGUUACUCGCCGAACAAAAGGUCGUCUCCAUUGCCCCCGCAGUUUGCACUGCUGGUCAAAACACGACUGCUGAGACCCAAGCUGGACCUUUUCACAACAAGAAAAUAGAACCUGCGGUGGCCCACGAAACUCAUUUGACAGUGCAGACGCCUCCAAAUGAGCCUAAAACCAACUUGGUGAAUCAAAUGAAAGCUUCUUAUCAAGUCCAGACAGCUGUCACCUCUCAGAGGGCGGAAUCGCCAAGUCAGCAGAUUUUCAACCCGAGCCCCGACGGAAGGACGAAGGACACCUCACAGUUUACCGUGGUUAGCGAAGCAUGUGACAUCAGUGUCACUCAGAUCAAGAGUGGAAUCGGCAGGGAUCUCUUAGGCUUCAGCAGCAGUUUAAGCGACCUGUCAGAAGAUGACGGAAGAACACCAAGCACUAUUGCCAUCACCGAAGACUGCGAGCUAUCCAAAGAUUCCGACGAUGGUGUCAUUUCAGAGGACUCUGACAUCAGACUGGACGCGGUCACUAAAGACUCCAGAAGUAAGAAGAAUCUGUGGGACAUCGACGAGCGCUGCUCGCUGAACGCAAACGGUCAUCAUGACAGACAGAGGCUUCAAGAACUGGAAAUCGCAAAUCAUCUCUUGGAGCAAAGCAAUGUGGAGUCGAAAAGCGAUGUGGAAAAGCUCACAUUUCAGCUGAAAAUGGCUAUUAAGGCCAUCGUGUCGAAUGAAAGUACCAACAAGAAGUUUGGGGAGGAUCGCGCGCAAACGCUUUUGCCGCUGAAUCACACCAUGCUCAAUUCAUGGAUGCACACGUUAAACAGUCAACAGGUCAAACUGAAAGAGAUGGAAGAGAAAUACAAAAGAAGCAAAAACAAUGAGGAGCAACUGAGAGCAGAACUUGAGGAUUUACAAGCCCACACCAGCAUCAAACAGCAAGACCUCGCCGAGGAAAAUGAGGCCCUCAAGGACCAGGUGGAAGAUCUUCGCCUUGAGCGGGAUCGGUCGGACUUGAAGAAAGCUCUGUGUCAAGAAAAGGACGAACAACAGCGACUCGCAAUCGCAUGUCUUCGCGACAAUGUCAAGAAACUCUCCCAGAAGCUGUCCAAGACCAAGACGCAGGCAAAUGCACUGGAGAGCGACGUUCGGCGAUAUGACGUGCAGAUGGCGGAGAAGGACAAGCAGCUGAGCUCCGCGCAACGCGACAGCGACCAGACGGCUUUGCGUAUCAAAGAGCUGGAAGCCGCCCUGCAAGCCGAGAAGGAGCUGGCCGCUCGGGCCGCGUUGCACCAAGAAAACGCUCAGGAGCACCUCAAGCAGGUUCAGAACAAAGUUGCGUCGCUGCGGCAACGGCUGGAGGAGGCGCAGAGCAAAGUUGAGGCCAAGGAGAACGCUUUGACGGACGCCAAAAAAGGUUUUGAGGAUGCCUUGUUUAAGCUUCGCAGUGAUUGCGAGGAAAAGGUCCAGCAAGGGCGGGCGGCGCAGAAGGAGCUUGCCUCCAAGGCGAAUGAAGUUGAAGUUCUCGUUCGGAGAUUGGAGCAGGAGAAAACAGAGAGGCAGACUUGCCAAAGGCAGCUGCAGCAAGAAUUAGAUGACUCCUUAAAGAAGCUCUCAAAGUGCGAAGCUUCUUUGGAGUUCAGCACGCGCUACCGCAUCGACUUGGAAGAAGAGAAGACUCGGCUCCUCCAAGACAAUGACAAGCUAAAAGCAAAGGUGGAAGAAGAGAAGACUCGGCUCCUCCAAGACAAUGACAAGCUAAAAGUAAAGGUGGAAAUGGCCCAAAAGAAAGCCGAGGAAUUAACAGAACAAAAAUGUUCCGUCAACUCUCGUCUGGACCAGGAGAUAAAGAGAAACUCGGAGCUUCAAAAGGAAAUCUACAGGCUUCAAUCUGUGGUUAAAAUUGCCAAGAAGAAACUGCAUGAUCAGCAAACAAGUGUCGAGGACAGACAAAAGUUAAAUCUCCAGGUUGACCAACUUCAGGCCAAGCUGGAGAAAGAAAUGUCCUCCUGCAGCCAGUUGGAGAGGACCAAGAAGCAGCUGGAGGAGGAGGUGCUCAAUCUGAGACGGAAUCAAGGACCCCCUUCGGACGGAGUCGGCCCGGCGCCGCCAGCCUACACCCAAUACCGAUGCCACUGCUCAAAAGUCCCCAACCUUCCGAGCGAAGGACCAAGCCGCAGUGUGGAGGACUACCUGGCCAAGAUGCGGCAAGAUCUGGACGAAGCCAUAUCAAGAGAAUUAGCCAAUUCCUCCGUGAAACUGGACAUGCCUUCGACGUGUGUGUCGCCUGCGAGUCGAGCAAGACAGCAGUAUGCCAAUAUAUUGAUGAAGAACCGGCAGGUAUAAAACCAGUUUGGACAAAGACACCGAAUUGGACUAUCUUGAGAAAUCCCACCCCAACCCAACUCAAGUGUUACAUGAAUCGACAAGUCAGCGUAAAGGACAGAAAUCAGUUGUAUAUAUUGGAGAUAUAUUUUGCUAUGUGGGCACCCUUUAGCCAACCAACACUGUUCCUUUGUCCAUUAAUGUUCUGUAUUGUGCAAAACAAGAACUGACAGAUGUGACACAUCCAAUUCCAUUUAAUAAAGUAUUUUCUAGGUAUGUAGCAACUUUGAGUGGUAACAGAACUUAUUACAUCGACCAACCAUCUACAAUGGCGAAUUAUAACA